AUGCCCAAAGGUAUCAUCACCGCCUUGCGCAUUUCCAGUCUCGUGGCUCAUUCCGCGGCUCAGUCCGUCCUCUGCGUGUUCUUCCACCACCUUCCGUUUUCCCUGAUAUCUCUGACUGUGCCCUCCUUCCUUCCCAGGCGCCUACACCGCACGUUCAGCAGUGGUUCUUUCGUUCCCAAUGCUGCCAUCUCCCUCCCUCCCUUCCUCCCCCCCCCCCAUCCCUCCCUCCCUCCUCCUCCCCUCCUUCUCUAUCCCUCCCUCCCUCCCUCCCUCCCUCAAUCCCUCCCUCCCUCCCUCCCUCCCUCCCUCCCUCCCUCCCUCCCUCCCUCCCUCCUUUCCCCUAACCCUCCCUCCCCCCAAGGCGCAUACACCACCACUCGCACGUUCGGCGGCGGUUCCCACCUUCUCCUGUGGGACUUCCACGUCGAUAGAGUCACUCAGUCGCUGUUGCUGCUCGCCGAAGCUCACCCGGAGCUGUUCCCGAACCUGUCACCGAACCUGCUGUCAAUCCGUCACGAGGCGCAGGAAGAAGAGGUCUCUCAAGAGGAGGAUCAGAAAAAGCCGGAACAAAUCAGAGAUCUGGUUGCUGAUUUGCGCAAAGAUAUUAAAGCGUCCGUGUUUGCAGCUGUGCAAGAAAUGGUGGAGUGUGAUUGGUGGAGGAGGAACGUCCAGGGAGAGCAGAAUGGGGAACAGCAGGAACAGCCACAGCAGCAGCAGCAGCAGCAGCAGCAGCAGGUGGAGAUCUGUCUUAUGAUUCUUCUCUGUGGUAAAAAAGUGUUCGUUGCUGAAGCCGCCACAGCUGCUACAGCUCCAGUAAUCAGAGAAACUGCAGAAACAGAAGCAACUGCAGCGCAUGCACGAGGCGUUGAGGUGUAUGUGCAUGCCAGCACGGUUCGCACCACGAGCCCCUUGCCAUCCCUCUCCCUGCCGCCACCCGUCUGUGCUGCUGUCAUGGGGCCUGGCCGAGACACUCCACUCGCAAAAUUCUCCUCAUGGCCCCUCACGUGCGUGGAGAGGGGCAUUCCUCUGCGCAUCAAGACCCCGCGGUGGAACAAGCGUGCCUUGUGGAUGGAGGCUUUUGUAACAAGUGACGCGUUAGCAGAUCACCGCCACGAGGAGUUUCGAAUUCGCGAAUUAGCGACAGAGGCAACGAAUUCAUGCGGCGAACUAGAGGAGGAACCGAGUGAGCAGCAGCAGGAGGAGCUGCAACGGCAGCAGCCGCAUCAGCAGACGCAACAGAACGAACAGCAAAACCGACAGCGCAAGCUGCAGCAGCAGCAGCAGCAGCAGCAACAGCAGCAGGGGAGGCGGGCGUUCUGCGUGGAGUGUCACAAGGCGACGAGCGUGUGCAUCUGUGACCGCUUCGGCGAGCCCGUGGACAACCGCGUGGGCGUCACCAUCCUGCAGCAUCCCAAGGAGAAGUACCACCCGCUGGGCUCGGCGCGCAUUGCGCUGCUGGGGCUGCAGCGCGUGGGCGUGGUGGUGGUGCCGCUGGGGCGCGGGCGGCCGGGGUUGCAGCCCAAGGACCCCUGCUCCCGCCGCUCGCUCUUGGGGCGGGAAGAGCAGGGGUAUCUGGAGGGGCGAAUGCUGCAGGAGGUGGAGGAGCCAAAGCAGGGGCGGUGGGUGGACCAAGCGCAGGGGAAGGGAGAUUCGAGUGAGAAGAGCAAUGCAAGGGAUGGGGAAGCAAGCAUGGGCACAGGUGGAGGGCUUAUGGUUGCCACUGCGGAUGGUGAAAGGGGUGAGGUGAGAGGGGCUGAAGUGGGAGAUGGCGAAGUGGGAGAGGGAUGUGUGGAGAACGGAGUAGUACGAGAAGAGAGCAGGGAUGUAGGAGCGAGUGGCCCAGUUAUGGGUGAGGAGCAGGGAGGAGAAACAGGAGAUGGGGCGUCAGCAGAUGAUUCAAGCUUCAAUCUAAGCUUUGACCUCCUGCCGUUUGCUGCUGCUGAUGGGGCUGAUAGUGACAAUGGCGCCGGUACCUUUGGUAGUGAUCAUUAUGCUGAUGGGAGCAGUGAAGAGGAUGGGGGUGGUAUGGAUCUGCAUCGUCCGUUGGUAGCCAGCCAUCGGAAGCGCUGA
Molecule: messenger RNA, 2070 nt
Organism: Closterium sp. Naga37s-1
Lineage: Eukaryota; Viridiplantae; Streptophyta; Zygnematophyceae; Desmidiales; Closteriaceae
Source: the annotation of a GenBank genome assembly